This is a messenger RNA of Venturia canescens, 476 nucleotides long. RefSeq lists its product as uncharacterized. NCBI's taxonomy places the organism in Eukaryota, Metazoa, Arthropoda, Insecta, Hymenoptera, Ichneumonidae. The transcript has a single exon. The record is from RefSeq and is marked provisional. The coding region runs from base 234 to 464 and encodes 76 amino acids.
UCGUGUAAGAGUAUUUGCGUGCCGUGAUAUCCUUUGAAUGACCAUCCUUUUCGAAUUUAUGGAAUAUAGUCCAUAAAAUUAUUUACCUGAAUAAUUGUUAUCGCGGAACUGAUUUUUGAUCUUUCGCGUUGCGAAAAAUAGUUACGUCAAAUAUCAAUUGCAAAAGUAUCAGUAAGAACUAGAGUCUCGAAUACUCAGUCGUGUCGCAUUAAAUUUGUGUACACGAAUGAACGAUGGCAGAAAUUGUUAAGAGCGAUGAGAGCAGAGAUUCUCGCUUCAAAGACAUAGUGCGGGAGCAAUUGGGCGAAAAUGGUCUAACUUUGAUGGUCAAUCUCUCGUUUCUGUUUGUUACGUGCCUCGUCUUUAUUGUGCUGAUCAUGAUCGCAUUUCUCGUAUCACAACCAAAAGAAUUGGGAUUAAUGCUCGAAUUGAAAGCGCCCGCACUUUUAGCCUCGAUUUAUUAAAAUAUUUUUUUU